Molecule: messenger RNA, 876 nt
Organism: Halteromyces radiatus
Lineage: Eukaryota; Fungi; Mucoromycota; Mucoromycetes; Mucorales; Cunninghamellaceae
Product: phosphoesterase family-domain-containing protein
Exons: 3
Coding region: 1-876 (291 amino acids)
Biological process (GO): phospholipid catabolic process
Molecular function (GO): hydrolase activity, acting on ester bonds
Source: RefSeq, a predicted model, not a curated record
AUGAAGUUAUCAUCCUUAGCAACCAUUCUUUUAUCAACUGUUUUGGCCAUCAGUGCAGUUCCAAUUGAAGGAGAAAACAAUGCCAAUUCUAUUGGGCAAACACCAUCAUCUUCAUCUCCUAGUAAUAUUGUCAAGGGAAAUCAUUUUGAUCGUGUAGUUAUUUUCAUUUUCGAAAAUGAAAACUAUGCUGCCGUCCAUAGCGAUCCAUACUUUGGAUCCUUGGCCGCAAAGCAUAAUGGUGUUGAACUCUCAAACUUUUUUGCCUUGACUCAUCCUUCUCAACCAAACUAUAUUGGUCUUAUUUCUGGAUCUACCAGUGGUGUUUUCAUGGAUUUUGAAUCUAAUAUCAAUAGGAAUUCGAUUGUUGAUUUAUUGGAAGCCAAAGGUAUCACAUGGAAAUCUUAUCAACAAGCUUACACUGGCAACUGUGAUACAUCUAUGCGAAUUGGUACUUAUGCUAGGAAACAUAAUCCUUUCAUGUCCAUGGUAAACAUUCACAACAAUGCCACCCGUUGUGCUAACAUUGUUAACGCUGAUCAAUUGGAUGUGGAUAUCAAAAACAAUCAAGUGCCUCAAUUCGCUUUUUAUACACCUGAUAUGAAUAACUGUGGUCAUGACACUUCACUCCAAUAUGCUUCUAAUUGGUUUAAAGGCUUUUUGGAACCUCGUAUUACCAAUACAAAUUUCACAGAAAAUACCAUGUUUGUGUCUACUUGGGAUGAAGCCAAAGACUAUUUGAUACCUAAUCAAAUCCAAACUGUGCUUUUCGGACCAUCAUUUAAACGUAGUUCCACUGCCGCUACAGAUGCUACCAAAUACGAUCAUUACUCUCUUUUGAGAACGAUUGAAGAUAACGUAAUUCAUAUUCAAAAAUAA